AUGGACCCCAAGGACCGUAAGAAGAUCCAGUUCUCGGUGCCGGCACCCCCCAGUCAGCUGGACCCCCGCGCUGUCGAGAUGAUCCGGCGGCGGAGGCCCACACCGGCCAUGCUCUUCCAGCUCUCCGAACACUCCUCCCCAGAGGAUGAGAAUCUGCCCUACCAGCGCUCCGGCGAGGGCUGCCUGCUCAAACCAAAGAGGACCAACCCGUGUGCCUACACCCCGCCCUCGCUCAAAGCGGUGCAGCGCAUCGUCCAGUCCCACCUGGAGAGUGGUCUGUCCGGGGGUGACAGCUCCGACGGCGAGGCUGAAGACGGGGACAACGAGCUGGCCCGUGGCUGUGACCCCGACAGCGCCCUCGAGUCUGCCCCAGGGAGCCAGGCCAGAGCCGAGAGGAGCUACUUCCCUGCUGGUCCCAAGGCACACAAGAGGAAAGGAGGGCAGAAGGUGUCCUUCGCCGGUGGCAUAGAGGAGCGCGGGGAGGACCUGAAGUCGCUGAUGGUGUCCGAGAUCCCCGAGGAUCCCGAGGGACUGGAGGAGGAGGAGGAGGAGGAAGAGGCAGGACGGGAGCAGGAGGACGAUGGCACCGGGGAGCGGAGACACGUCGGCUUCGCGGAGGUGCCCUCGCGUCCCAUCGGCACCGAGCGCCACUCGCCCACCUUCCCACUGGGCACCAGUUAG
Molecule: messenger RNA, 681 nt
Organism: Indicator indicator
Lineage: Eukaryota; Metazoa; Chordata; Aves; Piciformes; Indicatoridae
Gene: PPP1R1B
Product: protein phosphatase 1 regulatory inhibitor subunit 1B
Exons: 8
Coding region: 1-681 (226 amino acids)
Biological process (GO): intracellular signal transduction
Cellular component (GO): cytoplasm
Molecular function (GO): protein phosphatase inhibitor activity
Source: RefSeq, a predicted model, not a curated record